Sodiomyces alkalinus F11 is the source of this 1026-nucleotide messenger RNA. Its product is annotated as casein kinase II subunit alpha. Gene Ontology annotation, biological process: regulation of transcription by RNA polymerase III; protein phosphorylation; DNA damage response. Gene Ontology annotation, cellular component: cytosol; protein kinase CK2 complex; nucleus. The record is from RefSeq and is a predicted model, not a curated record. Lineage: Eukaryota; Fungi; Ascomycota; Sordariomycetes; Glomerellales; Plectosphaerellaceae. The coding region runs from base 1 to 1026 and encodes 341 amino acids. The transcript is spliced from 6 exons. Gene Ontology annotation, molecular function: ATP binding; protein serine/threonine kinase activity.
AUGGCGCGGGUCUAUGCGGACGUCAACCAGACCAUGCCCCGCAGUUACUGGGAUUAUGAUAGCGUCAACAUCAGCUGGGGCGUCCUAGAGAACUACGAGGUUGUGCGGAAGAUUGGCCGAGGAAAAUAUUCGGAGGUCUUUGAGGGUAUCAACGUGGUUAACUACCAGAAAUGUGUCGUCAAAGUCCUCAAGCCCGUCAAGAAGAAGAAGAUCAAGCGUGAGAUCAAGAUCUUGCAGAACCUUGCGGGUGGGCCCAACAUCGUGGCGUUGCUGGAUGUGGUUCGCGACAGUCAGAGUAAAACACCGUCACUGAUCUUCGAGUACGUCAAUAAUACCGACUUCCGAAGCCUCUACCCAAAGUUCAACGACCUCGAUGUUCGGUACUAUAUCAACGAACUCCUCAAGGCGCUUGACUACUGUCACAGCAAGGGCAUUAUGCACCGCGAUGUGAAACCUCACAACGUUAUGAUCGAUCAUGAGAACAGGAAGCUUCGCCUCAUUGAUUGGGGUCUCGCCGAAUUCUACCAUCCCGGCACUGAGUACAACGUUCGGGUAGCCUCUCGCUAUUUCAAGGGGCCUGAACUGUUGGUCGAUUUCCAGGAGUACGACUACAGUCUCGACAUGUGGAGUCUCGGCGCCAUGUUCGCAUCCAUGAUCUUCAGGAAGGAGCCGUUCUUCCACGGAAACAGCAACUCGGACCAGCUCGUCAAGAUUGCCAAGGUCCUUGGCACUGAUGAUCUCUUUGACUACCUUGACCGGUACGAGAUCGAGCUGGACGCCCAGUACGACGAUAUCCUCGGCCGGUUCCCAAAGAAGACGUGGCUCAGCUUCGUGAACUCGGACAACCAGCGUUUCGUCAGCAAUGAGGCUCUCGACUUUCUCGACAAGCUGCUGCGAUACGACCAUCAGGAGCGUCUCACGGCCAAGGAGGCCCAAGCACACCCUUACUUUGACCCCGUAAGGGACGUAGAGACCUUCAAGCAGAGCUUGAGUCAGGCGGGUCUUCCUGUCCCCGCGAGUUUAUAG